UGUCUUUACAUUCCUCCACAAUAGCAAGAUUUUAUAAAUGGACUUUGACCAGGCAACUUACUUUCCUCUGAGAUGGAGGAUCACUAACAGGAGCGUGGAAGACUCCAGAAUCCACUCUGGCUGGAAUCCGGUGGAUAUGCAGUGUGUACAGACAUCUAGAAUGAGUCCUAUAAAGAAUAAACAUCUCUUGGUUUUGCAUCAUGUUGUUGUCGUCCUCCUUUUUCUAACACAAACUUGUGGUGGUCAGCAUCAAAUGAUUGGUCCAACUCAGCCAGUAGUGGCCAUGAUUGGUGAUGACAUCAUUUUGCCAUGCCACCUGGAACCUGCUGUGGAUGCUGUUGACCUGACUGUGGAUUGGUCCAGAACUGACCUCAAACCUAGAUCUGUCUAUGUGAGGCGAGAGGGUGUGGAGCUUCUGACUGAGCAGAAUCCUUUGUACACAGGAAGAACAUCACUCUCUGUCAACAAACUGCAGUGUGGAGACGUUUCAUUGAAACUCUCCACAGUACAACUCUCUGAUGCAGGAACAUACAAAUGCCUUGUACCUAAAUUCAAUGCAGAAACUGUGGUGACGCUUGCUGUAGGUUCAGUUUCCUCACCAGUCAUAGAACUCAGCAAUGUCAAAAAUGAAAUGGUGUUAGAGUGUAAAUCUAAUGGCUGGUAUCCAGAGCCUCAGAUGUUGUGGGUGUACAGUGAGGGAAAACCCAUUUCUGAGGCACACAUCCAUGUUUCAGGUGAUCUCUUCAUGGUCCAGUCUAACACUGCUGUUCACAUUAUCAUCAACUUGGCUGUCUGUUUAAUAAGCAUCGGGACAGCAGUAAUCCUAAUAUGGAAAUGUGGACAAAAGAAAACCAAAAUCAGCAAACAUGAUGAGGAUGAAAAUGAACUACAUCAAACAGAGAUGGAGGAAAAAUUACAGAGAGAAUGUGAGGAAAAGAAAAGACUUGAAGAUGAGUUGCAGAACAAGGAGGAAGACUUAAAACAUGUCAGACAAACCAUUGAAAAACUGAUGGAGCAGAAGACAUCUCUGAAGAACCAGAGAACAAAACUCAACACACUACUGCAGGAGGACAAGGCAGAGAUGAAAGUGGUCACGAAAAAAGAGAAAGAAACUCCACUAACUGGCAAAGAGAAAAAAAAGAAUAAGCUUGUAGAUAAAAAAACUGACCUGGAAAAGAGAACAGAAGCACAUGAACAACUGUUAAAUAUGACAGAAAAGCUAAUGGAGGAAACAGAGAACAUUAUAAUCCAAAUGACAGAAAGAAAGGGAAAACUAGAAAUAGACAAGGAACAAAUUAUUAAACACUUGAGAGAGAAACAAAAAAAUGAAAGAGAUUUAGAAGAAACUGUCAGAGAAACAAGCGAGAAACAAUGAACAGGUGUGUAAGUUUUUCUUUAAUAUAUUUCUUGCUAAAGUCACACGUACAAACUGUCGUGUUGUGCCUUCAGUUAUAAAGCUC
Haplochromis burtoni (Burton's mouthbrooder) is the source of this 1460-nucleotide messenger RNA. RefSeq names its product butyrophilin subfamily 3 member A2. The transcript is spliced from 8 exons. The coding region runs from base 38 to 1375 and encodes 445 amino acids. The record is from RefSeq and is a predicted model, not a curated record. Lineage: Eukaryota; Metazoa; Chordata; Actinopteri; Cichliformes; Cichlidae.